GCACCUGGAAGACUCCAGUGAGAAUUGGAGUGUAACGAGUUAGCAGAGGGAAAGGAGUUGUUUCCACCUCAUGGAUCCCUUGGGUGCCCCUUCCCAGUUUGUGGAUGUUGAUAGUCUGCCAGGCUGGACUGAUGCCUAUGAGGCUGAGCAGCUGGACUCUCACCAAAAUCCAGUUGAAAAAGCUCAAGUUGAAGUUAGAUCACCUUUUCCAUACAGGAAAGACAUCAAUGCGAAAAUAAUCUUAUGGAAAGGAGAUGUAGCGUUAUUGAACUGCACAGCCAUAGUAAAUACCAGUAAUGAGUCUCUCACUGAUAAGAAUCCAGUUUCUGAAAGUAUAUUCGUGCAUGCUGGGCCUGACCUGAGGGAUGAACUCCAGAAGCUCAAAGGGUGCAGGACAGGCGAGGCCAAACUCACCAAAGGGUUUAAUUUGGCUGCACGUUUCAUCAUUCACACAGUGGGACCCAAAUACAAAAGCCGGUAUCGCACAGCAGCCGAGAGUUCUCUAUACAGCUGUUACCGCAACGUCCUGCAGCUCGCAAAGGAACAGGCAAUGUGCUCCGUAGGAUUUUGUGUCAUUAACUCUCUGAAAAGAUGCUACCCCUUGGAGGAUGCAACCCACAUAGCACUACGUACAGUUAGAAGGUUCCUGGAGAUUCAUGGAGAGACUUUAGAGAAGGUGGUGUUUGCAGUCUCUGAGCUUGAAGAGGCCACAUACCAGAAGUUGCUGCCUCUGUAUUUUCCAAGAUCGUUGGAAGAAGAGAUACAAUCCUUGCCUUACCUCCCCGCAGAUAUUGGCAAUGCGGAAGGGGAGCCUGUAGUACCGGAGCGGCAGAUCAGAAUCACUGAAAAGCCGGGUGUUCCAGAUGAUGCUUCAGAUGAAGAGGGUCUGGAGGCAGAUUUGUCUUUCAUUGGUUCCCAUGCUUUUGCCCGCAUGGAGGGAGAUGUUGAUAAACAGAGACGCCUCAUCCUUCAGGGCCAGUUGUCAGAGGCAGCACUGCAAAAACAGCAUCAGAGGAAUUAUAAUCGGUGGCUGUGUCAGGCAAGAGCUGAAGACCUCUCUGAUAUUGCUUCUCUUAAAGCCUUGUACCAAACAGGUGUAGAUAACUGUGGACGCACAGUGAUGGUGGUGGUUGGAAGGAAUAUCCCCGUAACAUUAAUAGACAUGGAAAAGGCUCUUCUGUAUUUCAUCCACGUCAUGGAUCAUAUUGCAGUGAAAGAAUAUGUCCUGGUGUAUUUCCAUACACUCACAAAUGAUUACAAUCAACUAGAUUCCAAUUUCCUGAAGAAGCUCUAUGAUGUUGUUGAUGCUAAGUACAAAAGGAACUUGAAGGCACUAUAUUUUGUCCAUCCAACAUUUCGUUCAAAGGUCUCGGCAUGGUUUUUCACUACCUUUACGGUCUCAGGGCUAAAGGACAAACUCCACUAUGUGGAAAGCCUUCAGCAGUUAUUCACAGCCAUACCUCCGGAACAGAUUGAUCUCCCUCCUUUUGUCCUUGAGUAUGAUGCCAGGGAAAAUGGGCCUUACUAUUCUUCUUAUCCUCCAUCCCCUGACUUGUGAUCCGCAGUCCUCCAAUGCUGCUGGUUUCCCGUGGAUCCGAUGACCUGAUGCCUGCCAAAACCUGUGCAUUUACCCAUGUACAGAAUUCAGAGAGAGGGUUUUCCUCCCCCAGCUCUGGUAUUUUUUUACUGAUGAGAUAUUUUCAAGCACUCAAGCAAUCAGAGAACUUUAUGCCACUGUGAACUGUACAACGAUUUCAAAUAUAUUUAUCCAAUGGAAAA
Molecule: messenger RNA, 1779 nt
Organism: Apaloderma vittatum (bar-tailed trogon)
Lineage: Eukaryota; Metazoa; Chordata; Aves; Trogoniformes; Trogonidae
Gene: GDAP2
Product: ganglioside induced differentiation associated protein 2
Exons: 13
Coding region: 71-1558 (495 amino acids)
Source: RefSeq, a predicted model, not a curated record